This is a messenger RNA of Lethenteron reissneri (Far Eastern brook lamprey), 7581 nucleotides long. RefSeq lists its product as uncharacterized. The record is from RefSeq and is a predicted model, not a curated record. Gene Ontology annotation, biological process: inflammatory response; regulation of apoptotic process. Gene Ontology annotation, molecular function: tumor necrosis factor receptor activity; tumor necrosis factor binding. NCBI's taxonomy places the organism in Eukaryota, Metazoa, Chordata, Hyperoartia, Petromyzontiformes, Petromyzontidae. Gene Ontology annotation, cellular component: signaling receptor complex; membrane raft.
ACUAAAAUCUGUCACUGUUGAGAUGCUAGCUUAGGGUCAUGUGUCAGGGUGUGAGUCUCCGAAAGGGGUUGGUCUAACAUAGCCGAGUCAGAGAGACACUCACAGAGCCAGCACCGUUGAGAUCGCACGCAGCUCUCGAGUUCCGUCAGAGUUUCGUUGUCGAGACUCCGGCGGCCGCGAGCAAUGGAGCUCACAGUGAAAUUCCUCUGCGCGCUCGUCUUUUUUUUGGUCACGUUCUACUUCUCAGAGGUUCUGGUGCAAGCUCCAUCCCUAGACGACAAGUAUUGCCCCCCAGGGAAAUAUAGUGCCAAGACUGGUGUGUGCUGCAAUAUGUGUACGGCAGGGAAGUUUGUCAUAAGUGAGUGCACAUCCAGCGGUGAAGAUUCAGUUUGCGGUUCCUGCGUGGAGGGUGAAACGUUCACGGAAGAACAUAACCACUUAGCAGACUGCCACGAUUGCAGCUCCUGCAGUGAUGGUGAAGAGGAGGUGCUUCCUUGUAAAAGCACACGUAACACUGUUUGCCAAUGUAAGGAAGGCUAUUACAGAUCUACAUACUCAGAGAAGUGUGAAAAGACAAUGCCAGGACCAGGUUGGAUGGUCGUUGGUCUAAUUAUUACAUUGAUUUUGAUCAUUAUUUCUUUAAUUCUCUUAUUGUGUUAUUUUUAUCGAAAAUUGAGAGGCAAAGUUUCAAAUGGAAGGGGUUAUACAGGAGUCUCUCUGAUUGAUAUACUUUCCAAUGUUGGACACUGGACGUCUAGACAGAAACUGAUUUACAAGAACAGAAAAAUGCUGCAGAGCUGCAUUGGCAAAAACCCUCAACACCUCCUCGAUGAACUGGACAGCCAGGGGACCAUCUCUCACAGCGUCUACCGAGAGGUCCAGUGCACUCGCAACGGCUCUGACCGUGCGGCAAAUCUGAUCCAGAAAUUUCUGAACGACGGUGAGACGGCCUGCCAGAACCUCUUAGAUGCCCUCCACGCAACUGAAGACAAGUAUCCGAACCUUGCGGACUGGCUGGACUCCCUCGAACGUAAAUCCAUUGUGGUCGUUGAAGGAAGAAAUAUGCGUCUCGUCCGCAGAAAUAAACUUAAUCUGAAGCUGUGGAUCAGCGACGACCCAGACUCCCUCCUAGAGGAGCUGGAGAGAAAAUUGAUCAUUCGGAAGGAAGUCUCCGACGAGGCCAAAAAUCAGCACAAUUCUUUAGAAGCCACCGGGUUCCUACUCGACCACAUUGUUAGCUGUGGGGAGGAGAGGUGUCGGGAAUUCCUCGAUGUGCUUAAAACCAUACUCAAGUAUCCAAAAGUUAACAAAUGGAUGAGCAUCCUCGAAAUGAAGGCAGAUCUUUACAGAGAAGAGAAUAAUUUGCACCAAGUGGAGAAGGCGAGGAUCGUGGUCGUUGACGGCAAUGCGCUAUACAUGAUCCGUGGUAAAAAGCCUGAACUUAAGAAGUGGAUUGGCAGUGAGAGCUCCUCAUUUACUUUACUGGACAAGCUGAAGACAAGGCGACACAUCUCAGAGCACGUCCACUCUAAAGCCGCUGGGAUGGUCACAACGGAUCAAGCCGGAUUCCUGCUCGAUCACUUCAUCGAUGGAGGAGAGAGGAAGUGUCAUAGCCUGUUGGAGACACUCCAGGAGCUCAGAGAGCACUACCCACAAGUUGACAAGUGGCUGGAUUCACUUGAAAACAACUCGCAGAUCGUGGUUGUGAAAGAGGGGACGAGAGAGAUAAUCACCAGGAGCCACGAUGAUCUGAAACAGUGGAUCGCCAAGGACCCCUGGGUCCUGCUGGAUGAGCUGGACAGCAAGUGGUACAUCCAGCGGCACGUCUACAACACGGCCAGAGACAUCAAGGACAAGGGCGAGUGUGCCGCCUUCAUUCUCGAGCACUUCAUCAGCGGAGAUGAGGAAUACCAGAAGCUGCUGGUAGCUCUGAAAGCCGUGCAUCGACAUUACGAUGAUGCACUACGUACUUGGCUAAGCUCUCUAGGACUUACAAGGGAAACCAACAGCACCAAUCCCCCAGAAAAAAAAAUCGUGGUCGUGCCUGGGAACGCUGAGCACGUGAUCCGCGGCAAUAAGCCCGAUCUGAAGAAGUGGGUCGCUAGUGCUAGCUCCCCCUCUACUUUGCUGGACGAGUUGACGAGGAGGGGACACAUCGCAGGGCACGUCUAUUCCAAAGCCACGAGGAUGGCUGCAAUGGAACAGGCUGGCUUCCUGCUCGACCACUUCAUCGACGGAGGAGAGAGGAAGUGUCAAAGGUUGCUGGAGACACUCCAGGAGCUCAAGGACAAAUUCCCCGAGAUCAAGCAGUGGCUCAGCUCUCUCGAAAAUAAGGCAGCAAUUGUGAUUGUGGAGGAGGGAACGCGAGAGAGAAUCAUCACCAGCCGUGAGGAUCUAAAGAAGUGGAUCACCAAGGACCCUUGGGUCCUGCUGGACGAGCUGGACAGCAAGUGGUACAUCCAGCGGCAUGUCUACAACACGGCCAGAGACAUCAAGGACAAGGGCGAGUGCGCCGCCUUCAUACUCGAGCACUUCAUCAGCGGAGAGGAGGAAUUCCAGAAGCUGCUGGUAGCUCUGAAGGCCGUGCAGAAACAAUACGAUCAAGGGCUACGCAAGUGGCUAAAAGCGCUGGGGCUUCCAUUUUCACCAGGUUCUCCAAUUUCGCACGAUGAACCUCUGGCAAAUCCAGCAAGUUGUUAUCAUGAGCCUGCGUUUCAUUUUUAAUGACAAAGAAUCCUUCAAUAGCACUACAAUUACCCACUCGUUCACAAGACCCCAGUGAAGACCAAAAGAGAGUUUCCACGGCUGAUGAAUCAUCAUAAUUGAUCUGCGCAGCCAUGAUCUGCGCACUUGUAGGUGAAGGACUUUCCAAUCCAUAGCUACAUCUCAUGAUUUCGCAAUUCAACAACCCAUGAGGCUGACGCUUACGAGUUUAAUUCAUCAUUCCGUCUCCACCAUUAACUUCGACCGCUGACUAUCAUAUCUUUCCACAAAGGCUCCAUAUUCCAAGCGCACUUUAUUAACCCUCUCCAGGGCGCUACGGUGGCUGGGAGAUGUACCUCACCUUGUAUACAAUAGGUUGUUGGCUUUAUGGCGACCCUGACGCCUGUGUAAAACUAAAAACUACUUUUUGUUUUACCAGCUAAGGCCCACAGAGCUAUUUAUCUCUUUUUUUAGAAGCAACCUGGCUAUAACAAAUGAUGGCCCAACGAAAUGGUUUAUCACAUGAAGAUUUACAGCAGCCAAAAACUUUAAACGCAUGCUUAUUAAUGUGGAGGAGAGAGAAACAUUCAAACUCCAAAUAUACUGUAUAUACUGUAUAUUUUCAGUUUGUGUGUUCUCCCCGAGGUCUCGUGGAUUUUCCUCCGAGUCCUCCGGUUUUCCUCUCCACAUUUUGAAUCAACGUCACACGUUUAAAGUAUUUCGCUGCUUUACAGUUCCAUGUGAUAAUCUACUUCGUCGAGUGAUUAUUGGUGACCAGGUUGCUUCUAAAAAGAGCUGUACAGCUCAGUGGCACUUACCUGAUAUCAUACAUUUUUUAAAUAAAUAGUUACAUUUGUAUUACUUUGCACACCUUUCAAAUAUUGUUACAUUUCCAAGAUCAACCAUCCAUUUUUCUUAUCCAUAUGGCAAAGUAGGUAAUCUAUUAUAUAUUGUUGCCUCUAUUAUAACCUCCAACAGAUCAACAUAUUGUUUUGCAUUAAUGCUUUGUUUUCUCUAAACGUCCCCAGCAGAUGUACCGCGUAAAUAACGUGCAUUUGCAAUUAACGUCGUCAAUUUAAAGUCCUGAUCUUUAUUUGUCUUUACCGCAACAACGUACAGCCCACCUUUGUACUAGUAUGGAAAUUCAGACAAUGGACAGCAAUACCACCACUGCGAUUGGCUAUGCCGACGCCACGCAAACUCAAUCAUAUCGAGCUGUGACGUAACGUCACACUACAGUGAUGUAUGCUGGUUUGACUGAUAAAGUCUGCACGCAAUUGCCUUUGAAAUAAUUUGAUAAAGUUGCUUCUGUAUUCACAUUUCCAGAGGAAAUAAAUGUAAAACCAUGGAAAAGUAUUACACUGUGAUAUGCAUUAGGCUUCAGCCUAAUCGCAGGAGGCAAAACGAUACUUAAAUAAUUUUAAAAAUGUGCAGCAUGUUUUUUGUCAUCUUAGACUAAGGUGUAGUAGGGAAAUACAGUUCAGUUACCUCUAUCCCUGCAAGAGGGUGCCAGUGAGCUCGAAAGCUCUAAAUGUGGGAUUCCUGCGUUAACUGCAGAAGUUACAUAACGCACAGACAUUCUCAUGAGAUUUCAGUAGACAUUGACUUGCAAUUAUACUUUUAAAAUCGUUGUUUUAUGUAUACACUAGCUGUACUACCCGGCUUCGCCCGGGACUUGUAUCUACCACGGCCGGCCGCCUUUGUCUCCCCAGUGGCGAUGUUAAUACGCUACAGCAGUUACUCGUUUUGCGGCUGAGUCCCUCCCUCACCACUCUCCCUCCCUCAUCACUCUCCCUCCCUCACCACUCUCCCUCCCUCACCACUCACGCACGGCCGCCUUUGUCUCCCCAGUGGCGAUGUUAAUACGCCACACCAGUUACUCGUUUGAGGCUGAGUCGACCUAGGGGAGGUUCAAAUAAUCGUCACCGGUGGUGGCCGUGAGCGGGAAUGGAACUCGGUUCGCCGGGUUUGUAGCGCAGCGUAGCGUUAACCACUACACCCACCGCUCCUCACACACCACACACGCACAGACACACACACAGACACACACACACACAGACACACAGACAGCACGCUAACCACUACACUACCGCUCCCCACACACCACACACGCACACAGAGACACACACAGACACACAAAGAUACAAAGACAAAGUUCGCCCGUAUAGCCUGAACAGACUGUAGGGGCAAGUGCUGUUAGCGAACACCUAUGAAGGCCGGAACGGUACACGAGGGGGUGGGUGGCCAGCACCACGCCCGACCGCCUUUGUCUCCCUAGUGGCGAUGUUUACACACCGCACCAGGUACUCAUUUAAGGCUGAGUCGACCUAGGGGAGGCCCAGGACCGGUUCAGAUAAUCGUCACUGGUGUUAGCCGUGAGCGGGAAUCGAACCCGGGUCGCCAGGUUCAUAGCGCAGCGCGCUAACCGCUGCACUACCGCUCCCCACAACACAGCACAGACACACACACACAGACACACACACACAGACACAGACAGCACGCUAAGCACUACACUACCGUUCCCCCUACACAACACACGCGCGCGCGUCCAUAGGUACACAUACACGCGCUUGCUGCAGACACACACGACUUUCAGGGUGCGUACGGCAGUAAACGACUGAAAUAAUAAAGCGGCAAUGCUGCGCAAGGAACGCCUUAGACCUGCAACACAUUUGUGUAAUGCGAGCGUAAACACACAAACACAUACAAACACAUACACACACAUACAUGCAGACACACAGACAGACACAUAACACACAUACAUAUACACACAUACAUACACAGAAAGACAUACACACACAUACAUAGACACACACAUACAUACACACAAGCACAUGCACACACGUUCAUACGCACAUACAUACAGACACACAGACAUACACAUAAAGACAUAGAAAAAAACCCACAUACAUACACACACACAUACACACAAACACAUACAUACAUACACACAUACAUAGAGACACACAGACAUACACAUAAACACAUACACACAUACACAUGACCCGGCUUCGCCCGGGACUUGGAUCCACGAUGCCCGGCCGCCCAUUUGUCUCCCCAGUGACGAUGUUCACACACGACAGCAGUUACGCGUUUGAGGCUGAGUGGACCUAGGGGAGGGCCAGGUCCGUUUCAAAUAAUCGUCAGCGGUGGUGGGCGUGAGUUGGAAUCGAACUGGGGUCGCUCAAGCAGCAUAAUGACUAUUUGUACAAAGAACAUAUAAAGAAUCGAUUAUAAUAACCAGGCUACAGUCCACAUUAUAGACUGCCAGUACACGCAGUCAGCUUCAUAAGCAGGCUAGAGUGUACAUGAUAGAGUGGCAGUACGCUCACCGAGCUUAAUAAGCAGGCUACAGUGUACAUGAUAGACUGGCAGUACGCUGACCCAGCUUAGUGACUAUUUGUACAGUGAACAUUUAAGUAAUCGAUUGUUGGCGCGUUGGGUUUAAAAGUAAUAUUAAUUGCACACAUUGUGGUGGGGGUGGAGUGAAGAGUAGGAAAAACUUUGAUGAAUUUACCUCAGAGUGGCGUGGUGGGUGUCGAGGCCUAGUAGCGUGCAGAGCCUGCGGCCUCGCCAAAAUUGGCCACCCGGCAGAGGCAGGGUACGGGUGGCGUUCCUUCCCCCCCCCACCUCAGCGCGCCAACAAUACUGUGUAAUGGCUAUUAUUUAAUUAUUUACGGAGCCUAUGAAAGUGGCGAAGGCGUGGCUAGCCGUUGGCAGGGGCAACCGCCGUCCAAUGAAACUGCAGCCUUUGGCGAAGGCGUGGCUAGCCGUUGCCAGGUCCAAUGAAAGCGGCGAAGGCGUCGCUAGCCAUUGCCAGGGGCAACCGCCGUCCAAUGAAAGUGCGUAUGGUCCGAAAUCCACACACACACACACACAGACGGACAGACAGACAUUCACGAUUAUAUAUAUAGAAAACCGACAUUUUAUAACUUGGACACCUCUACAUUUUGGGGGAAUUAACAUUUUAACGUUAUUAUAUUUCAACGUAUGUGGCUAUAAAGGUUUGUACCUGGAGAUGUUAACGUUAGGUAAAUUCAACUAUGCGAUUUACGGUAUGUGUAUUUUGGGUGUAUUCUGUUGAAAGUGCGCCACUGAUGCCACUAUACAGAAUGUUCUGUGUGUAUGUGUGGUAAAUGCACAAUAUUUAAUGUUGACCAAUUCCAGCGUACGUGUAUUCUCAAAAUAACGUUGGCGGAUAUACCAUGCCCUGCAUAUAAUGGUAAUGUUUUGGUGACCACGAAUAUUUUUUAUGAAGAAAAUCACACUCUUGAUGUAAACACAUUCAACACCGCGCAAGACAAUAGUGAUGUGUUGCUUGCUGCAUCUUUACGUUACGCAGAACCAUAACGAAUCGGGUAAUCCCAUUGUAGUACUGCACUGCACAUUCGCUACUUGCAUUGCAUUGUAUGUUCCAAAAAUGCCUGUUUUUUGUAGUGGCAUCAGUACAGUGACCCUUCUCUAUUCGCGAGUUCUGGAUUCUUGAGUUUUGAUGAUUCGCAAGUUACUAAAUGUAUACUAAUUCCUAUUUGCGACUCGCCGGACUCCAGUAUUUACGAGCAUACGUAGUCAGACCACCGACACUGGGGAGGUGCGCGCAGAAUCUAGUGAAACUGCCAAGAUUAAAAACGUAACCCUCGCGGAUAGAAAGGGUUUUAUUGUACUAUAUUUUAUAAUGAAAUUCAAACAACAUUACAAGCUUUUUGGAAUAAACUAAUAUGUGGCCUAAACCAAAACUUACAUGGAUCAUGGUUUUUGUUGUGAAAAACACAUGUUUUAAAUCAACAUUACAAGCUAUAAAGCGGCAUUUGUGGAAAUUUCUGUUUGCAAGGAAAAUGUAUACACAGGGGCACCCAACCACUGAAUUAUCAUGGAGUU